UAUACGCUUGACCCCUUUUGGAGAAAAAGAAAUUAACAAAAGUCAUUACUAUAAAAUAAUUAAGAUUUAUACCAUUUGAUUCAGGUCUGUGCUUUAUAACAAUGAUUAAAAUUGUGGCGUCAGUAGAUGAUGAUGGGUUUGAUCCCAAUAGCAGAGUAUGUGUGGGUAAACAUACGAUACCAAUGGAUGAAAGUGUUAAUAAACCUCAAAUGCGUCAGUUUAAACCACUCACAUUCACAAAUCUCGAUAUUCAACCAAAAAAUAUUGUCCUGACCAAUGAUGGGCGCACGCUCAACCUCUAUCCAAACUAUACCAAAAGUCAAGUCCCUAUAAUAUCUGGUGGACCUCUGGAGGAUAUUGGCAGUUACCGUUUUUCCCGUAUGUACUUUUAUUGGAUGGAACGUAGUGAUUCGAAAUACAACUAUGGAAACAUCACAUUUCCGGCUGAACUUCAUUUGGUUUUUUUGAAUGUAAACCUCACUGAGACAUGGCAAUCGCUUCGAAGGGACAAUUGCGUCGUAGUUCUGGCUUAUCCUAUUAAGGUGGUAGAAACUUCUUCAAAUUUCUUCUCCGAAAUUGUCAACCAUUUGCCAGUGAUAAGAGACACAGACACUUUCACAAAUCAGCUACAAGACAUGGAAUUCGCAUUGAACUCCAUCAUAGGAAAAGAUACAUCGAAUUUCUAUAUCUAUCAUGGGAAUAUGUUAAGUAUCGCCUGCGUAAGGGAUAUUACCUAUAUUGAUUUCCCUACGGCGGUCGAAGUAAAUCUGAAAUUCGUAAGUAUGAACGAUAUAUUGAAUAAUACUAAGAAUCGAAUGCAAUUAACAGAGUAA
Messenger RNA from Stomoxys calcitrans (stable fly), 833 nucleotides. RefSeq lists its product as uncharacterized. Gene Ontology annotation, molecular function: carbonate dehydratase activity; zinc ion binding. The transcript is spliced from 3 exons. Lineage: Eukaryota; Metazoa; Arthropoda; Insecta; Diptera; Muscidae. Bases 102 to 833 code for a protein of 243 amino acids. Gene Ontology annotation, cellular component: cytoplasm. The record is from RefSeq and is a predicted model, not a curated record.